Paramecium sonneborni is the source of this 3857-nucleotide messenger RNA. The record is from the annotation of a GenBank genome assembly. NCBI's taxonomy places the organism in Eukaryota, Ciliophora, Oligohymenophorea, Peniculida, Parameciidae.
AUGAAAAUAGGAGAAUCAAAUGAGAACUCAGAAAAAUUGCUAUCUAAAUUUUAAUAUAAUCAGGUUGCCUUUUAAUUACCAAAGGAUGUACAAGAAGAAGCCACGAUUAAGUAGAUACUAUCCUUUAGCAGUCCAAUCCAUAAAAAAUUGCUUUACUAUUCAUUUUGCAUUUUGACUUGUAUUAUAAUUAAUUAAAAAGCUUAGGUGGAAUUGGAUAUUUAUUUGCUAGAUGGAACUUAUCAUUAAAACUAUUUUUGUUAUAUAGUUAAUGUUUAGACAUUACAUAAGCAACUCAUGUAGUUAUUACAUCUUUGGAUAAUGAAAAGGAACUUCUAAAAGUAGGGUUAAAGAAAAUAUGGAUAAAUAAGAGUGAAAAGUAACGUAAAGUAAUUUUAUAAAACAUGUUCAUUUAGUAUUUUUAAUAUCGAUUGUAUACAUAUUUCUAUGAGGAUGACUGUUUUAAAGCAAUAGAAACGCCAUUUCAGUCACUAACUCAUGAAGAAAUUAUAUAAAAUUAUUGUCAAGGAGUAGAAUAACCUGAUGAAAUUGCUUCGUUAUUCGGAUAUAAUAAUACAACAAUCCCUGAUAAAGGUACAGGAAAAAUCUUGAUAGAUGAAAUUUUAACGCCAUUUUAUUUGUUUUAAAUUUUUAGUGUGUGUUUAUGGACAAUUGAGAAAUAUUAUUAAUAUGCAAUAGUUAUAUUUUUGACUUCAGUUAUCUCAAUAUUAGUGUAAUUUAGAGAAACAAGAUAGAAUUUUUAGAAGCUUAGAAAGAUGACUUCAUAAGAUUAGAUAGAUUAUAUAUUUAGAGGAAAAAAUGAUAUAAAAAUAUAGAAUAAAUUUAUUAUAGUGGAUAAAUCAAUAGUGAACAACAAAUAAAAAUUGAGUUCGAAAGAAAUAGUGCCAGGAGAUUUGAUAGAAGUAAGAGAUGAUUGGAUAGUACCUUGUGAUUGCAUUUUAUUAAAUGGUUCUUGUAUAAUAAAUGAAUCAAUGUUGACUGGAGAAUCAAUACCAAUAAUAAAAAAUCCUAUUUAAUUGAAUAAGCUUAUAUAUUCUCCAAAUAAUGAUUGUAAGUCUAUAACAUUAUUUGCUGGAACAAAAUGUUUGGAAUCACGACAUCCAGAGAAAGGAUAAGUACCUGUAUUAGCAAUAGCAGUAUAGACAGGAUUUUAAACAAUGAAAGGAUAAUUAGUGAGAUCAAUUUUAUAUCCAAAACCAACUACAUUUUCAUUUUAUAGAGAUUCAUUAUCAUUUAUAUCAGUAAUGGCAAUGUUGUCUUUAGUAGGUUUUUCUUUGACAAUAAAAAGUUAAGUGGAUGAAUUAAAGGAAAAUAAUACAACAAUAUUUUAGAUGGUAAUAAAUUCUUUGGAUUUAAUCACAAUAACAGUACCUCCAGCAUUACCAACUUGUUUAUCAAUAGGAGUAUCAUUUGCAUUAGCAAGAUUAGGUAAGAAAUAGAUUUAUUGUAUAUCUCCUAAUAAAGUAAAUGUAGCAGGGAAAAUAACAAUUAUGUGUUUUGAUAAAACAGGAACUUUAACAGAAGAUGGUCUUGAUCUUUAUGGUGUGAGAACAAUUGGAUAUAAUCAUAGUAAAUAUCAUAUAUAUCUGAUUUAGAGAAAUCAAAGAUAUGUUUUUAAGAUUUAAUAAUUGAUGUUAAAGAAGAAUUAUAAAUUCCAAAUGUUAUUUAUUCAAUGAAUCUAGGAUAAAAUUUAUAUGGAUAAACAAAAUUAUAACCAUCUUAAUUAGUUUUAGAAAUUAUGGCUUCAUGUCAUGGAUUAGCUAAAGUAAAUGGUAAUUUAAUAGGAGAUCCUUUAGAAGUGAAAAUGUUUGAAGCUACAAAUUUUGAAUUAGAUGAUUUAAAUAAUGAAGUAUUUAAAGAAAAUGAUAGAAUUUAAAUAUUAAAAAGAUUUGAUUUUUCAUCAACUCUUUAAAGAAUGAGUGUAAUAGUAUCAAGAAAUGAUAAAUUGAGAGUUCAUGUAAAAGGAUCUCCUGAAAAAUUAAGAGAAUUAUGUAAUCCAGGAUCUGUACCAAGAAGUUUUCAUAAGAUACUUGAGCAUUAUUCAAAAAUGGGAUUUAGAGUAUUGGCAUGUGGAUCAAAAAUCAUUGAUAAUGAUAAUGAAUAUAAUAGAGAUUAAGCAGAAUGCAAUUUAACUUUUUUAGGUUUCUUAAUUAUGUAGAAUAAAUUAAAACCUAUAACUCGAAAUGUAAUUGAAACAUUAUAAGAUGCAAUGAUCAGAACAAUUAUGGUUACAGGUGAUAAUGUACUUACAGCAAUAUCUGUUGCUAGAUAAUGCAAUAUUGUAUAACCAAAUUAACGUAUAUUUUUAGGAGAUAUUGCAGAAUAAAAAUUAGAUGGUAAAAAUCAUAUCAUUUGGAAAGAUUUUGAUAUGAGUGAUAAAGUAUUAAAUUAAGAUAAUUUAUCUCCAGAAUUAGAAUUUAAUGAUGAUUCUGAUGAUGAAUUUGAAACACCUGAAUUAUUUGGUUAAUAGGAACAAUAAUAUGAAUAAUAGAUGGAAAUUAUUAUUGAAGAUAACGAUAAAAUAGUUAGUAUUUAAAAUAAUGAGAAUAAAAAAAUAUUGAAUUUGAAAAAAAGCAAAUAUGAAAAUUAUAAAUAAGAAGAAGAAUAAUUAAUAGCUGAAAACCUUGAUCAUUUAAUAGAUGAUUAAGAUCCAUGGAAAACAGAUUAACCUUUUGUUGUUGCUAUAUCUGGUAAGGCAUUUUAAUUACUCUUAAAAUAAAUUGACAUAAAUCCAAAAGCAAGAAGAUUAUUUGGUUUGAUGCUUGAAAAAACUUAAAUUUUUGCUAGAAUGAAACCUGAAUAAAAAGCUUAGCUCAUAAGUCAUUUAUAGAUAAUAAAUAAAAAAUCUUUAUGUGGUAUGUGUGGUGACGGAGCAAAUGAUUGUGGAGCAUUAAAAACAGCUGAUAUUGGAAUAUCAUUAUCUGAUGCAGAAGCAUCAAUAGCUGCUCCAUUUACAUCAAAAAUUUAAAAUAUUUCUUGCGUUAUAAAAUUGUUAAGAGAAGGAAGAGCAUCGUUAGUAACUAGUUUCUAAUGUUUUAAGUAUAUGGCUUUGUAUAGUAUGAUAUAAUUUUGUACUGUGACUUUGCUUUAUUUCACUCUUUCAAAUAUGUCAUCAAGGUAGUAUUUUUACAUUGAUUUAUUUAUCAUUAUACCUUUAGCAGGAACUAUGGGAUAAACUAAAGCAUAUAAAAAACUUACUCAAUUUCAACCAGGAUCAAAUUUAAUUUCCUUCCCAGUUUUAUUAUCAGUAAUUGGAUCAACUCUAAUAUAAAUCGGAUUUUAAACUUUUGUUUACUUUUUUAUGAAAAAUUAAUCUUGGUAUAGAUCUGGAGUUGAUAUUCAUAAAGAUAUUGGAGAUAUUGACGAUCAUCGUGCAAUGUAAACAUCAUAUGAAAAUACAAUUUUCUUCUUGUUUGCUAAUUUUUAGUAUGUAUUUUAAUGUGUUGCUUUUUCAAUUGGAAAACCAUUUAGAAGAGAAUUUUAUACUAAUUUUUAUUUCACAUUUUGGAUUAUUCUAGGAAUGAUCUUUAAUUCAUAUAUUUUGUUAUUCUAGAAAAGUGGAUUUUAAAAUUUAUUUGAAGUAUAUGAAUGAUAUUUAGUUUUAGUUUAUGUUUGAGUAUAAAUCUAAGAAUAAUAAAGAUUUAGAUUCUGCAAUAAAAUAAGAAUGGAUGUAUUAACUUUAUGGAAUAAUGAUUUUAAAUAUGAUAAUAACAAUAUUAUUUGAGAAAUACAUAGUACCAUUUACAACUAGAUUUUAUAGAAAUAAGAAGAGAAAGAUAUUGAAGAGAUAUAAAUAUUCUGAAAAUCCUUAUUUAAAUGAUGAAUUAAAUUAGAAAUGA